Molecule: messenger RNA, 4061 nt
Organism: Rhopilema esculentum
Lineage: Eukaryota; Metazoa; Cnidaria; Scyphozoa; Rhizostomeae; Rhizostomatidae
Product: beta-1,4-N-acetylgalactosaminyltransferase bre-4
Biological process (GO): carbohydrate metabolic process
Cellular component (GO): Golgi apparatus
Molecular function (GO): galactosyltransferase activity
Source: RefSeq, a predicted model, not a curated record
AACGAGGGCGGCUUUUAAACGAGGGCAGCUUACAUUGUUUUACCCAAGUCCGGCCUAGCUGCUUCCCGGUUAGCUGAGGGUGAUAAUGUAGAAGAUGUGGAAAAAAUACCUCUGGACGACAUUGACGGUCCGUUAUCUCGACGAUGUUGUUGUUGGUUGAAAUUCUAUUAUAUAGUGUAGAUAAUCGAGUAGAUACGGUAGGCUUUGUAAGGUAGUAAGGCAUGCAAAUGCAUGACGUGUUUGAAGGACAGUAGAUUAAUGUAAACAAGAACACAUAGCUCAAAUGCAGGAAUGUCCGAAGCAUUUCAAAAUUAGAGUGACAUGUACAUUUCUGACAAUAGUUUUGUCCUAAAAACCAAAUAUCAAUUUGAAAGUCAGAACAAACAGGCCAUUAUAAAAUGUUGAUGUGAAUCCUCGCAUUGUUUACAGUAAAGCACAAUGAGAGCCCUUCCAUCUUUUCAAAAGCACAUCGUUCCUACCCAAAAGAGUUCCGUUUUUUAUGAAUUUAUGUACCACCCUGAUCCUGGGUACGUAGGAUACACAGCUCAAAGAUUGGGGGAAAGAAUGAGAGAGCCUGUUCUCUUCAACAAAAGAAGAAAAGUAAUUUCCUGAGAGAACAGCCUCUUCGGUCUUACAGAUCUAAACAAACUAACAAAACCUAUGAUUCUGCCAUUUGGCAGCAACUCUCGGAAAAGCCAGAUUGUGCCCGAUCAUUGGCAGAGCGCGGUUGUCCAUGAACUUAAAAAUUGUAUUUUGUCGAUCAAAAGAAUUUCAAAAAAGAUUAUUGUCAUAGGGUAGACCUUUCCUUCCAUGAAGAUCGAUGACCUCGAAUUUUAUUUCCAUAAUCUUUCUUGGUUUGAUUUUACUGUAUAAUGUAACAUUUACUAGCGAGCUUUAUCGAAUACGAUAAAGUUGUCGAAUUUGGUUAAAUGUUGAGUCUUUGGUUUUUGGAGAUAAACCGUUUGAAUGAGCCGUCAAGGCAAAGACUGGAAUGCCCCUCACCCUGGCCUUGCACCUUUGUAACUUCAGGUAAAUCAACUAUCAUUCAAACGAUAUGUCUUCUGUAUUCCCAGACCCUUGUGAGAAUAAAACACCCCUCAUCACCCCCAUCUCACUUUCUCUCGCCCCAACACUUUUCUUCGUUUCUUUGAUCUACUUGGAAUAUUACCGUUAUCUCUUCCUUUCUAGUUGAAUCAUUUUGAAUUGGUGUUUUCACAAAGGGGCAAAAAUGAAUACAUGCAAAAUAAGGAGAAGUAUUAUUGCUUUAUCCACCCAGUGUUUUGAAAAACCUCUCUCGAAACUAAGAAGCAUUAAAGGUAGUUUCAUUUGUCAUGUCUACACUCCUGUUACCAUAGCAUAGCCAAACGUUCUUUCGGUAUUUUCUUUGCCAAUUUAUUGCGUGAGCGUUGCUCUGUUUUCCGUAUUUAGCAUCGUUUUAGCUGGCUGCAAGAUCGUUCAAAGCAAGUUUUUUCACAAGAGAAUUUGAUUUUGUUACUUGGUGUUACAAUGAUUAAAAAUGGUAUUAAAACAGGCCGGCUUAUGUUUCAGCUUGCUGUUUAUUUUAUGCUACUGUUGUUCAUCAUCGCAUUUUUUCACAGAGGCUUUUCAUCUGGACUCGGAGAAGUUUUAGUUAACAAGAGAUUUAUCGUCCCUGGUCUAAGUGAUGCUGGCACCACAUCAAUGGAAAGAGCUCAAAAGCAUCUCACGGAACCAGUAACCCUAGAGAACUGUAAAAAAGGCGAAGAUCUAGUCGGCCGAAUCUAUGUUAAUCAGUCAAGUAUUACAUGGGAGAAACUCAAAGAAGAACUCAAAUUCAUAAAGCCCGGUGGAUAUUUUAGCCCUCCUGAUUGCACGCCCACUGUCAAAGCAGCAAUUAUCAUCCCUUAUCGUGACAGAGAUGCACACUUGAAAGUGUUCUUGAGACAGAUUCACCCAAUGCUGCGCAGACAGAAAAUAUUCUUUCAAAUUUUUGUCAUUGAACAGGCAGAUGAAAACAGAUUCAAUAGAGGAAAGCUUAUGAAUGUCGGCUUUGCAGAGGCGUUGAAACGUUUAAACUUCUCUUGCUUCAUCUUCCAUGAUGUUGAUUUGAUUCCUGAGGACGAUCGGAAUUUCUACGGAUGCCAUCUUUCUCCUGCUCACAUGUCAGUUGCGGUGGACAAAUUUAAAUACGAGCUUAUCUAUCAAACUCUAUUUGGUGGCGUUGUGAUGUUCACGAAAAGCGAUUUCGAAAAAGUCAAUGGUUUUUCUAAUGCUUUCUGGGGAUGGGGCGCUGAAGAUGACAAUCUAUAUCAAAGACUUGGUCAAAAUGGACUAGUAAUGAAGAGACCAGCUAUUGAAAAAGCACGAUAUACAAUGAUAAAACACUCUGAGGCACCUAAAAGCGACGAAAGGUUUAAAACUCUGAAGGAAGCUGUUUCGCACACGCAAAAAGAUGGAUUGAAUUCUUUGGAGUACAGAGUAACAGACUCUUAUGAGCAUGACUUAUAUACAAAAAUUUCUGUUAACCUUCUAAGAAAUGCACCAAGUGAUUCAGCCUAGAACGGGGCUUACCAACUGUGAUCCCAGGAAGGGCUUACCUUCAAUUCAAGUGCAUAACACAGUUUGGCUCAGCUGUUUGCUUCUGGUAACAAAAGGCUAAAAAAUAUUUUAUUUUUAUUUUCUCAAAAUGUUUGGAUUUUCGCAACGCAAUUCAAGGAUCUUAAAAGAAGGAUUUACCGUUACUGGAUAGCAAGGAAAUCUCUUUAAGAAUUUUCUUGCUUUCUUUCGUUUUGACAAUAAUUCAACCAUUUAUAGAAUAACACCGGCAUUUCUUUGCUCAAGGUUCCGGUGAACGUUUUUGAUACGAUAUUUGGUUCUCUCCCUAAAAGCCAAACUAUCAUCGUAAUCCUAUUUAACUAUACAUCAUUCGAUGCACAAUAAUGUGGUGAUUCAAGUCAUAUUAAAAGAAUUUAAAAAUAUUGUAAAAUUAUAUUUUCCACGCAAAUUCAUUGCUUAAACGGGUACCACCUUCAAAAGGUUUGUACCCGGAAGCUUGGGGUAAUAAUCAGCAGGAAGUGCAGAUCCCAAGCAACCAAAAUAAGUCUCAGAUUUUUUAAAUUCUUCCUCUCCUUUAAUCUUACCUUGUCAAAAUUUGGCAAUCAAUUUUUCUUCGCUCCUAUAGUUAUAUUUGGCUAUAAAAGACGGACCAGAGCAAAUGCAAAAAUGUUGAGACAAUCUUUGUUUACCCGACGUCUGUCCCGGCCAUAUGCAAAUUUUUGAGCCAUUCGAUUGGUUCCUUGGGUACCAAAUAGCUUUUUUGUACCUGUAUAUAGACGAACCGUGAGUCCUGAGAAAACGGGAUUUUGCUAAUCUGGGUCAAGUCAUUUGAGAUCAAUGAGCCUGUUUAAAUAAACAAAGCCGUAUAGCCAUUUGAUUGUAGCUAGUUAUUGCAAAUGAGACAUGCGACCACAAUCGCAAUGCAACGAUAAUCGGCCUACCAGGUCAAGAGACUUAUAGACCUCAACUAAGGCCCCGUUUACACGGGAACGGAUCCGCAUAGAUCCGUACCCAAACUGACUACGAUAGGCCUUGCGUUUACACGGGCACGGUAGGAUUCGUAUCUUCUCUGGGAGAGAUCCGUACCUUUUUGGGUACGAUUCGAAAGCGAAUCCAUUCGGAUUCGUACCUUCAUCGGCGCCGUGUAAACGGGAAGGUACGGAUCCACAAAAGCACGGCAGUAAAACGAGACUGUUGCUGGGGUCAAUGGAGGCCAUUUCAAUUGUACGCAGCACUCAUUAUGCAACAAAGAAACUACUCUCCCACCCCCACUCUUUUGUCCACAGUCGACAAGCCUUUCUGAACCCUGUCUUCAUUUUAUUUAUUUUCUCUUCACUUUCUCUUUUGUAUUUUUUUCUUUAUCCUGACUAUUUGGAAAGUCCUCUGUUGCUGUUUCUGGAUAGGCCUCGAUAAAUUUAAGUAGAAUGUCUUUGUAUUUCGAAAUAACAGCCCCCAAGUCUUCUCCAUUUUGCAUUUUAGCAGCUUUGUAAUCCAUAACUACUUUCGUCAACAAAGCUGUCUUCUCG